Messenger RNA from Conger conger (European conger), 1738 nucleotides. RefSeq names its product nmrA-like family domain-containing protein 1. The transcript has 4 exons. NCBI's taxonomy places the organism in Eukaryota, Metazoa, Chordata, Actinopteri, Anguilliformes, Congridae. The record is from RefSeq and is a predicted model, not a curated record. The coding region runs from base 209 to 1114 and encodes 301 amino acids.
UUAUUGGGACUGCAGCAAGAUUUAGAGCGAAGAAGCAAAGAACAACACAGCCGUUUCAUGUCUGGUGAGACAGAUAAGAGAUAUAGUCAGGACAGCUUACUACUUUACAAUAUUCCACUUCGCAGUGAAAAUAUUACCACGACCUGCAGGAAAAGCCAACCGGUUCUUCAGUGACUGUGAGAAGUGAAACUGCUUGUGGGCAUUGGGGAUGGGGCGGGUGGUGGUGCUAGGGGCUGAGGAGGAGCCUGGGUAUGGCGUGGCUCUGGCGCUGCUUCGUGAUGGUGGUUUCCAUGUGAGCACAGCUGUAUCAGACCCUGGUUCCCCGCCAGCACAGAAGUUGGAGAGUGCUGGAGCCCAAGUCCUGCCUUUUCACUUAGACAGCACAACGGGCCUACAGGGGGCACUCUCUGGGGCUCAGAAGUGCUUUUUCGCAACCAAAACCGACUUCACCAAGCCAGACCCGCUCCAGAGCGAGAUCUCACAUGGAUAUUUGAUAGCGGAUGCUUGUAAGCAGCACGGCAUCGGUCAUGUGGUGUUUGAGGGGGGUCAGCAUGUGCAGAGACGUUUCGGCUUCCCCGUACGCUCCAUGGAUGCCAAGGCUUGCAUCGGUGACUACAUGGCUGAAAUCGGCCUACGAAAAACACAGAUUCUCAUACCCUUCCUGUUUGAGAGCUUCCUCACAACAUUCUCUCCCAAACCUGCUGGACCCAACUUUUAUAAAAUAGACAUCCCAAUGGGGGAGACACCCAUGGACAGCAUCAGCCUCAGUGAUGUAGGCCCGGUGGUCACAACCAUACUGAAGAACUCGCAGAAGUGGGCGGGCAAAAGCUGCCUCCUGUCUGCGGACCGACUGACAGUCACAGAGUACGCAGAGAUGCUCACUAACCACCUGGCCCCCAGGGUCUUCCAGGACUCCAGGAUUUCACUGAAAAUGUUUGUGGAAAGCUACAAGGUAGAAGCUGGGCAGGAUAUUGGCAACAUGUUUGAAUUCUGGAGGAAAGACACUCAAAGGAGAAAUGCUGCAGAAAUGUUUGAGCUAUUUUCAGACACAAAGAAGUUCUCCCACUGGGUCUCAGCAAACAGAGACUCCAUCGUCAAUGCUCUGGAGAAGUGACAGACAGCGCUCAAAGAAACAACAAACAUAAUGCCCUCUGUAGCAAACCUGUCACAUACUUUAUGAUUACCAAUCCUCACUGUUUUCUGCUCUGGUUGGGGGCGGUUGUAGUCUAAUGUUCAAUGACCUGGCUCGCAACUCAUUGGUUGUUUGAUUCCCAGCUGGGGGAACUGCUGUGCCCUUAAGCAAGGUAUGUCAAAAAUAUCCAGCUGAAUAAAUAGUCAUAUGUGCAUAUGUAAUCUGUGUGAAUUGCUCUGGAUAGGAGCGUCUGCUACAAUAAAUGGUAAAAUGUGAAUAUAAUGUAAAAUCAAUGACUUACAAUGAUGUACUGCUGUUUGGAACAGCAUGCAUUAUGGCUUAAUAAUCCAAAAUAAUAUUAGUCUGCUUCCCUUGUUUUUACACAAAAGAGACCAACUGUCACUUAAUUCUUAGGUUUGAUGUAAUACAUAAAGGUAGUCGGAUAUGUGCAGUGCAACGUGAAUACCACUUUAGUUGCGGAGACGAGUGCUGACAGUGUUUUUAAUGCCUUAUACUGUGGGAGUACAAGCAUACAUGUUGAAUAUUGAAUGUUAUGGUUAUUAAUAUGGUAUAUUAUGUUAUGGUCUAUUAAAAUGUUAUUGCUUA